AUGUACGCCAAAGGCAAGAGUAGCAACGUGCCGUCCGACAGCCAGGCCAGAGAAAAGUUGGCUCUUUAUGUGUACGAGUAUCUGCUGCAUGUAGGAGCACAGAAGUCAGCACAGACCUUUCUGUCAGAGAUCCGAUGGGAGAAGAACAUCACAUUAGGAGAACCUCCGGGGUUCCUCCACUCAUGGUGGUGUGUUUUCUGGGACCUGUACUGUGCAGCUCCAGAGAGGAGAGACACAUGUGAACACUCCAGUGAGGCCAAGGCUUUCCAUGAUUACAGUGCCGCAGCAGCUCCGAGCCCCGUCCUUGGGAACCUUCCACCGGGAGAGGGCAUGCCAGUGGGUCCUGUUCCUCCAGGAUUCUUCCAGCCCUUUAUGUCCCCACGAUACCCCGGAGGACCCAGACCGCCCCUCAGAUUACCAAAUCAGGGACUUGGAGGAGUUCCAGGUGGUCAGCCGAUGUUACCCAGUGGGAUGGAUCCCACGCGACAGCAAGGACAUCCAAAUAUGGGAGGACCAAUGCAGAGGAUGACUCCACCCAGAGGCAUGGUGCCACUAGGGCCCCAGAAUUAUGGAGGGGGGAUGAGGCCACCACUGAAUGCCCUGGUUGGACCUGGGAUGCCUGGUAUGAGCAUGGGACCUGGCGGUGGUCGACCCUGGCCAAAUCCUCCCAAUUCAAACUCGACCCCUUACUCCUCUGCAUCUCCAGGGAGUUAUGUGGGACCUCCAGGCGGAGGAGGGCCUCCUGGUACCCCCAUAAUGCCAAGUCCAGCAGAUUCAACUAACUCUGGUGACAACAUGUACACAAUGAUAAACACAGUUCCUCCAGGAGGAAGCCGACCAAACUUCCCUAUGGGUGCGGGAAGUGACGGUCCAUUAGGGGGAAUGGCUGGAAUGGAGCCCCAUCACAUGAAUGGAUCUUUAGGGUCAGGUGAUAUGGACAGUCUCCCCAAGAAUUCUCCUGGUAACUUAAGUAUGAGUAACCAGCCAGGGACACCUAGAGAGGAUGGAGAGAUGGGAGGAAACUUCCUUAACCCUUUUCAGAAUGAAAGUUAUUCUCCAAACAUGACAAUGAGCGUGUGAAGCCUCUGAAGGCAGUUUACGAAGUCACUCAGUGCCCUGCCGUGGAUCAGGGAAGAGCAGAGAGACAUGAUGUGAUGUCAUCCAGGCCAGCGACUGUCCCCCCUGGGAAAGUCGCCCGAGGCACCGUCCUUCUACAUCCCACUUGCACCCCAAACCCCCCCUCCAUGGUUUCUGCCCAUGUCUCUUCUCUCCUGUUCCCUCUAAGUGAUGACUCUGCUACAUUCAUUCAUCAGUUCUUUCCUACAACCAUGAGACUGUACAAAGAAAACAAAAUGAUACACGCCAGAGGAGAAUUCUUUGUAUAUUUGCAUCCAGUGUGUAUGAGAUGAUGCACACACAUUGGGCAGAGGUUUCUGCCUUUUUCAUCAUAUCGCAGAAUCCAAUAUCCAAAAAUGAAAUUCCGGAAUACUUAAGUGUCCAGACAGUUUUUGAAUAAUUUAUACGCCAAAAUGGUCAACUUUUUUUUCUGUCUUUCUGUCUCAGGAAUGAAUGUUGACCGUUACUAGGAGAAGGGAAGAGACAUCAUGAUCUCAUGUUUCCUUGAUUAUUGUUUUUCUUUUUUUGGAUCUUCUGCAGAUACUUGUGACACUGUUUCAAAAUUUGUGGUUGUCUUGAUCUUUAAAUAGCCUCGUCAUUGUUUUUUAUUUUUUCUGAUUUAUACUUUGGAUGACGUUUUGUAAUCUCUAAUGAAAAGAAAAAAAAACAGCUAAUUUUUAAAUCUUGCCAAGAUCUUUCAUUCUGCCCCACCCAAAGAGGAGAAUUCCAUCCAAAGUCAGCAUUCAUCUGGAUUAACAAAAAAAUCAACACAACCACAAAUAUGUUUAUGCAUUUUUAUUUGUAAGUUAAACAGUGACAAAAGUACUUUUACCUACAAUGAACUUUGGCUAAACAGUUGGCUACAAAUGUAAAGGUGAAAGUCUAUAAGCCUGAAGACAUCAUCUUUCAAAUGUUGCAUAGUCUCCCUUUAAAUCAUGUCAGAUCAGUAAAUUAUUUUUUAUUAAACGUGUUUUUUUCUGUGUUCAGUCGAAGACGUUAUUUCAACCAUUUGUGGAUAGUAUGCUUUUUCACAGCACCAUUGGACAAAAUCUCUACAGAAGAGGUUUUUAAUUUUUUUAAAUGAUUCAUGAGAGUACAUCCACGGGAAUAGCAACAUGCAUAUCAUAUCCCAUGUGAAGUAUUGAAUUAAGAAAUAGUAAAGAGAGGAUUGGUUAGAGUGGGAAUCUACAUGCUUAUAAAGCCCCUUUGGUCACUCGUACUUAAUUGUCAUCCGGCUAAACUGUGAUUUUAGUGUAAUAUAAAAGAUUGGUUGGUACAGAAAGCUAAAGAUAAGCUUGUUUUUGAUCAAGGUUGGAAUUUUUUCCUUCAACGCCCACAACUAAUUGUUAUCUUGUAUAAAGAUUCAAUAUCCCUGUGACCCCUCUCCUUUCUCCUCUACUGCAAAGUGUACAGCUCACAAAUGUAGCUCCUCUGUCUUGUAUGUGUAUUUGAUAUUAUUGUUAUUAUUAUUUGAAUAUAAAUCGGAGCGAAGGACUGAGAAUUACUGCUGAACGGAGACAUUUUGUUUUUGUGUUCGACUGAAGCCAUAAAUGGGAGUACAAGAAGAUGCAUCUGUAAACUGGAUCAUGUUUCUGUUUUGUGGCAGUAUGUGGGACUCCAUUUGUGAUGUGUUCAUUUUCUCUUUUUUAAUCUUGUAUUAUGUUUUUGUAAAUACACAGAGAAGUUUCAUGGGUUUUGAAUAUGCUGGUAUAAAGCUUCUCUUCCCUAAAUGAGUGUGUCCAGUGCGUCAUAUAUCACCUGGUGAGAAUUUCAUGCCAUAUUUGGCAUUGCAAACCAGAUUCCAAAGUUGUGUCUUCAGGCUCCUUUUGCUCAACAGUUUUACAAUGUUUUCUUAACAAUAGCAAAUAGAACAAGGGAUGAUUUAGUCAUGAUCUUACCCAACACCAAUUCUGC
This is a messenger RNA of Menidia menidia (Atlantic silverside), 3030 nucleotides long. NCBI's taxonomy places the organism in Eukaryota, Metazoa, Chordata, Actinopteri, Atheriniformes, Atherinopsidae. The record is from the annotation of a GenBank genome assembly.